Solanum verrucosum is the source of this 2715-nucleotide messenger RNA. RefSeq names its product probable LRR receptor-like serine/threonine-protein kinase At1g63430. The transcript has 13 exons. Gene Ontology annotation, molecular function: protein kinase activity; protein binding; ATP binding. Gene Ontology annotation, biological process: protein phosphorylation. NCBI's taxonomy places the organism in Eukaryota, Viridiplantae, Streptophyta, Magnoliopsida, Solanales, Solanaceae. The coding region runs from base 414 to 2429 and encodes 671 amino acids. The record is from RefSeq and is a predicted model, not a curated record.
GCAUUUGCACUUAAAUUUCUCUUUUUUUACUUCCAUUUUCUCCCAUUUCCUCUAAUAGAAAAAUCUUUAUCAAUUCUUCUAAUGAACUGUCUCUGUUUUUGUCACCAAAACUCUCUUUGAACUCAAGUCUUCUUCUUUUACUACUACUACUUUCUAGUUAUAAGAGGUAUCUUUCAACUUCAUUCUCUUAAUUUGAACUUUUCCAUACUUGGGGUUGUUACAUUUUCUACAAUCUUGGAUUCAUCCUCAAGCUUUCUCUCAUUUUGUUACUAAAAACAAAAUCAAGAACUCAUUUUUCUGUUUCUUGAUUGACCCAUUUCUCCAACUUCUGUUAUUUUUAAGUAAUUCUAAUGAUGGGUUCUUUCAGUUUUCGGUUUUUGUAAAGCAUUGCUCUUUUUUGUUGUUUAUGGGAAAUGAUUACAAGAAGAGGAAAAAUGAGAAAUUGGGUUUUAUUUGGAGUUUUAGUGACUGUUGGACUGGUUUUUCUGAAAUGUGAUGCUUUUCCAUCAAAUGAAGUUCAUGCUCUAAAUAACUUCAGGGAAGCUAUAUAUGAAGAUCCACAUCUGGUAUUCUCAAAUUGGAAUACCUUAGAUUCAGAUCCUUGUGGAUGGUCUGGAAUUUUUUGCUCAACGGCACGAGAUCAUGUCAUAAAAAUUAACAUUACUGGUGCUUCUUUGAAGGGUUUUCUUUCGCCGAACUUGCAUUUGAUUUCUUCUUUGCAAGAACUGAUAUUGCAUGGAAAUGUACUGAUUGGUACAAUACCGAAGGAGAUUGGCUUGUUGAAAAAUUUAAAGGUCUUGGAUUUGGGUUCUAACCAGCUCGCAGGACCAAUUCCUCUCGAGCUUGGCAAUUUGUCAAACAUUAUAAAGAUAAACCUUCAAUCCAAUGGAUUAACAGGUAAAUUGCCCUCUGAGCUUGGUAAAUUGAUAUACCUUCAGGAACUUCGCCUGGACAGAAAUAAGCUCAAAGGACCACUGCCUGCCAGUAAUGGCUCAAAUUUUACAUCCAGUGCGUAUGGGAUGCAUGCCUCUGGUGCCAAGCCUACUGGUCUUUGUCGUUUAUCUCAACUGAGAGUUGCUGAUUUCUCCUUCAACUUCUUCUUUGGUAGCAUACCGAAGUGUCUGGAGUACCUUUCAAAAACUAGCUUUCAAGGAAAUUGCCUUCAAGCAAAAGAUCCCAGGCAGCGUUCUACUGCUUUAUGUGGAGGCACUCCACCUGCCAAAAGCAAUCCAGCGCAGAGCAAUAAUAAGCACCGGACUGUUGAAGGAAGAGCCAAACAUAAGUCUGCUUCAAAACCUACCUGGCUUUUUGUGUUAGAAGUGGUAACUGGAGUUAUUGCAGGUUCUCUCUUCCUUGUGGCUAUUUUGGCUGCCAUUCAGAAGUGUAAGAACGAAUCUUCUAUUAUCAUCCCUUGGAAGAAAUCAGCAAGUAUGAAAGACCAUUUGAAAGACCAUAUGGCAGUUUAUGUAGAUACUGAGAUGCUAAAGGACGUUGAAAGAUAUAGCAGACAAGAACUUGAGGUAGCUUGUGAAGAUUUCAGCAACAUUAUUGGAUCCUCACCAGACAGCUUGGUCUAUAAAGGAACUGUGAAAGGCGGACCUGAAUUAGCUGUAAUUUCCAUCUGUGUCAAAGAAGAGCAGUGGACCACCUAUCUAGAGCAUUAUUUUCAGAAAGAGGUAGCAGAAUUGGCCAGAAUAAAUCACGAGAACACUGCAAAACUUCUAGGUUACUGCAGAGAGAGCAGUCCCUUCACAAGGAUGUUGGUGUUCGAGUAUGCAUCUAACGGGACUUUAUAUGAACACCUCCAUUAUGGAGAAGGAUGCCAACUUUCUUGGACGCGGCGAAUGACAAUAGUUAUUGGCAUCGCUAAAGGACUGAAAUAUCUCCAUUCAGAACUUGACCCGCCAUUCACUAUAUCAGAACUGAAUUCAAAUGCUGUAUAUCUCACAGAAGAUUUUUCUCCCAAGCUUGUUGAUUUUGAAAGUUGGAAAACAACAUUUGCCAGAUCAGAAAAGAAUUCCGGUGCUAUCAGUAGUGAAGGAGCAAUGUGUGUCCUUCCAAAUUCUCUACAGAGCCGUCAUCUUGACAUGCAGGGUAACAUCUAUGCAUUUGGAGUACUACUGCUCGAAAUAAUCAGCGGAAGACCUCCAUAUUGCAAAGACAAAGGGUGCUUAGUAGAUUGGGCCAAAGAAUUCCUUGAAUUGCCAGAGGUAUUGCCAUAUGUUGUAGAUCCCGAGUUGAAACAUUUCAGAUACGAAGACCUCAAAGUGAUUUCUGAAGUGGUCAAUCUCUGUAUCCACCCAAGUUCGAGUAGCAGGACUUCGAUGAGAGAUUUGUGUGCUAUGCUGGAGAGGGACAUUGACACAUCCAUAACUGCAGAGCUCAAGGCAUCGUCUUUAGCAUGGGCUGAGCUUGCACUCUCAUCCUAACCGCCAAAGCUACAAAGCUAACUGUAUACAUACAUACAUACAUAUAUCAUAGGUGUUUAAUUGUCUAGCACAUUUUCAAUCCCUUUUAUUUUUUGUUAUUUUCUUUGUAAUCUCUUGAUCCAUUCUCCUUUCUAAUAUUUUGGAGUUAUGGUAAGUGCAUGCAAAUUUUGCAUGCUGGUAGAAAGUAUUAUUUAGAGUUCAAAAGUUGCUAGUUUUGAUCCUUUGUAUUCAAACUGGAACUACAAUGACUUGAGUGUUAAAUAGUGAAUGAAAGUCCAUUUAGCAA